UAGAAGUGGCUCGUCUCUGCUAAAUAUUCUCUGGUUCCGCAUUCCAGCGCGCUCAGCGAUACUUAAACACACUGAUGCAACACGAAUCAUAUCACAAACGCACUGAACGGUCGAACAAUCACGGUCUCGCCGCAGAAAACCACUCUCUCUUUCUCUGUCAUCAGCAAUGAUGCCCGGUCAUAUCCCUGAUCCAAUGGUUCCAGCCGGUUCUCUGCCCAGUGUCGGCCCAUUGGCUGGCAUUCCCGCCACUACUCUCACAGACCAGCUCAAACUAGCAGAACUCUACAGACUAGGUGCAGUUUUGUCUCCUCUCAGCAUCCUGAACAGACACGCCAAGAGACCGCUCGGUGUCAUCAAGGGUGAGACAGAUGACAAUGAAGAACGCAGGAAAAGAAGGCGAGAAAAAAAUAAAGUUGCAGCCGCUCGCUGUCGGAACAGAAGGAAAGAAAAAACAGACUUUCUACAGAAGGAGUCAGAACAGCUGGAGAUGUUGAACUCGGCGCUGAAAUCUCAAAUUGAGAAGCUGAAAUCAGAGAGACAUCAACUCAUUGUGAUGCUUAACCACCAUAGGCCCACCUGCAUCGUCCGAACAGACAGUGUGAAAACCCCAGAGGGAGACGAACACGUUGUGGGUCAUCUCACAGAUCAGUCUGACUGAAACGAGAGAGAGAGACAAGCAAACAUACCAAAAACUGAACCACAUUUGUCUGCAUUAUGCAUUAGAACGGCAGUAUGCAGCAGAUGCGAGGAAGAAACGGAAGAUGGAACUUGUUCUUGAGACCACAGCAGGAUUAACAUUUAUUGUCCGACAAAAAGUGAUAACAGAACUCUACAAAGGUCUGUGGUCGGAAAUGUAAUGUGAAAAUAUCUCUUUCUAUGGCAAACCAUGGAAUUGUCCAUCAGUUUACAUAGCUACGUUCACACAGUCAGUGUUUGGGAUUGAUAACAGUGACAUACUGUCUGUUUGAACGAAUAACCAAAGUCAAGCCCUUUCUUCUCUUACAACUGUCAAUCCCAAACAUGAGCAGUGUAAACAAAGACCUUGAGUAGAAAAGGGAACCGGUAAAGUCUGCUUGUCUGCUGUGUGGAUACAAAGCAACCUUUCCCUGAGAUUAAUGAAAAGAGUUAUGGAUCUCUGCAAACACUGCCAUAAAAUUCCCUGAUAGCAGGUGUGUCUUUACUGUUGAGAAACAAGUGUAGCAUCUUUCAGUUGUUUAUUUGAUUGUAAAUAAGAUUUUACCUUGGUACUGUGCAUGAAUGCCAAAUUCUCACAGUAGCCACCAGAGGGCGCUGUCGGAUCAACUCCAUUGUUCAGUGACUCUGGCGUCUUGUUUACAGUUGUUUGCAUUAAUACAGUACAUGUAUACCGCACUCUGUUUAUGAUAUGUAAUCAUUUAUAUUGUGCUAUCAUAUGAUAAGUUAUGUAUUUGUAUAUUCACGAUGCCUGUGGAACAGGCACUUUUUUUUUACUAAUGUUGGGCAUCAAAAUAAAACCUAUUUUUUAAAAACA
Messenger RNA from Myxocyprinus asiaticus (Chinese sucker), 1510 nucleotides. RefSeq names its product jun dimerization protein 2-like. Lineage: Eukaryota; Metazoa; Chordata; Actinopteri; Cypriniformes; Catostomidae. Gene Ontology annotation, molecular function: DNA-binding transcription factor activity, RNA polymerase II-specific; RNA polymerase II cis-regulatory region sequence-specific DNA binding. The record is from RefSeq and is a predicted model, not a curated record. Gene Ontology annotation, cellular component: nucleus. Bases 167 to 658 code for a protein of 163 amino acids. Gene Ontology annotation, biological process: regulation of transcription by RNA polymerase II. The transcript is spliced from 4 exons.